Messenger RNA from Girardinichthys multiradiatus, 2315 nucleotides. It is a transcript of the gene inpp5kb, whose product is annotated as inositol polyphosphate-5-phosphatase Kb. Gene Ontology annotation, biological process: negative regulation of glycogen biosynthetic process; phosphatidylinositol dephosphorylation; negative regulation of peptidyl-serine phosphorylation. The record is from RefSeq and is a predicted model, not a curated record. The transcript has 13 exons. Lineage: Eukaryota; Metazoa; Chordata; Actinopteri; Cyprinodontiformes; Goodeidae. Bases 532 to 2145 code for a protein of 537 amino acids. Gene Ontology annotation, molecular function: phosphatidylinositol-3,4,5-trisphosphate 5-phosphatase activity; inositol bisphosphate phosphatase activity; phosphatidylinositol-4,5-bisphosphate 5-phosphatase activity. Gene Ontology annotation, cellular component: plasma membrane; cytoplasm; ruffle.
UAUGAAGGAUCAGCUUCUGGUCCUCCUCCUCUAGCCUCUGUCUGCACGCCAUCGCAAGAACAAACUUUGCACAUUCACAUGGCUGUCUCCUGCCUGCGAUAACACAUCAAAUCAGAGAUGUUGUUGCCAACAUUCCACAGUCGGCCCCACUGCUCCGUCAAAUUGGGCCGCAUUCCUGCAUGACCACAUAGGACACGACCAGAGGAGAGACAUCACCCACCACUGACGUUUCAUUUUCUGGACCUCUUUGAGGAUUUUCAACAGAAACUGACUAAAGUGCAAAUAGGGAGAUUUGACUAAAAACGAAUAGUCUGCAUUACUUCCAGCUGCUUGAGCAGAGAGAAGGCCUCUCACAUCAAAUGGUUGCAACCAGGUCAACAAAAGGAGGAAAAACAGAGCCAAAGACCUUUCUUUCCCUGGAUUUUUUCUGUGUGGGGGACAAAAUAUUUAAUUUGUGAAUUAUUUUGCUGAAAUAUCCUCACUCAAAAAGGAUUCUCUCAACCACUAUAGAGGACUUUUUCUGUUUCAAAGAUGGACCUUUUACCAGACAGUCCACGUUUGCGCUCAGACAGCACCAGCAGCUCUACAUCACAGAGCUCCAGGUCGAAGACUCUCCUCCGCCAGCGCCUGUCCCAGCUGAUGACCUGCAUAGAAGACCUGAGUUCUGAUGACGAAGCCGGCGAGGAAGUGUCCCGCACGCUGGACGAAGCCUUUCAGCUUUGUGGACGAUUACUACCCACAGAUGCAUUCAGGCUGCACUUGGUCACCUGGAAUGUGGCUACAGCAGAACCACCUGAGGACGUCACCUCAUUGCUGCAGCUAAACGACCAACCCCCCAUAGACCUUUAUGUGAUUGGCUUGCAGGAAGUUAACUCCACACCUAUGAAGUUCAUCUCAGACCUGAUGGCAGAAGAUUCCUGGAGCCAUCUUUUCAUGGACACACUGGGACCCAAAGGCUUUGUGAAGGUCACAUCGGUGAGGAUGCAGGGUUUGCUGCUGCUGGUUUUUGCCAAAAUGAUGCAUCUCCCCUUCAUCAGAAACAGCCAGACCACCUACACACGCACUGGCAUCUUUGGCUACUGGGGUAACAAAGGUGCCGUUUCUGUACGGUUUUCCUUUUAUGGCCACAUGGUGUGCUUCCUCAACUGCCACCUUGCAGCUCACAUGCACAACGCCCUACAGCGAGUUGAUGAGUUUGAGCACAUCCUGGAAACACAAGACUUUGACAUCUCUGACACUCCUCUUGUCCUAGACCACAAGGUAGUGUUCUGGUUUGGUGAUCUAAACUUCCGUAUCGAGGACCAUGGUUUGCACUUUGUCCGCUCAUCCAUCAAUGGUGGACGGCUUAAUUUGCUGUGGAGCAAGGACCAGCUCAUCAUGAUGAAGAAAAAGGAACCCUUCCUGCAGGAGUUUGAGGAAGGCCCACUGAAUUUUAAACCCACCUACAAGUUUGACCGUAAAGCUGACACCUACGAUACCAGCUCUUCAAAGACAUGGUUGGGUUUAAAUGGCAAGAAGAGGAAGCCAGCCUGGACAGAUCGGAUCCUCUGGAGGAUCAAACCUACAAGCCUCCCAUCAGGAGAGGAGGAGGAGGAGGAGGAGGAGGAAGGUGACGAUGAGAAGGCAUCAACUUUCACAGAUAAUGGACAGGAUGAGUAUCCAAUCCUGGUCACCCAGAACACAUACACCAGUGUCAUGAGCUAUGGAGUGAGUGACCACAAGCCGGUCAUUGGAAACUUCACUCUGGAGCUGAGGAAGUGCUAUGACACACAACUGGUACAUGUGACACCUGUGGGUGAAUGGAGCGCAGACCAAAAUGCACUUCUGACCUACACCAUCUUAGAGGACUUCAUGUCUUCUACAUGGGACUGGAUUGGCCUCUACAAGGUUGGAUUCAAAAGUGCAUCUGACUAUGAAACCUUUGUUUGGGUCAGAGAGAAUGAGCUGCCAGAGGUUAAUGAGGUCAUAGAGAAAUCUGUGGAUAAAAAUGAGAUCCCUCUGCUGAGCGAAGAAUAUGUUUUAGGUUACUACAGUACCAACCUGAACAGCAUUGUUGGCCUCAGUGACAACUUCCAGAUCCUGGAGUCAAAGCGUGCUGCUGUGGAAGGUCUCGUACCUAAAGACAUCAAUGGGAUCAACAAUUAAAAAAAAUGUCCCCACAGUGCCAAAAUGUACACUUCUACACAGUAAUUGUGAUUCAGACUUUACCUGAUGAGAUGUUUGAGAACAUCAAACUUGUAUUUGCUGUUUUCCCUAUGUUUCAUUCUUCUAAAACUGGAUUUUUGGUUGAGAAUAAAUACAUUAUAUAAAUUAAA